CGCCGAGAUCCGGGCUUGGCAUAUUCGCUUUCUUUGUGGUCGCAGGCUCAUGGAAUCGCUCUUCGGCAUCGUUGGCAAGGACUUCGUCAUCCUCGCGGCUGACUGCAAGGUCGCCCGCUCGAUCCUCGUGUACAAGGACGACGAGGACAAGAUGCAAACGCUCGAUGCACACAAGAUCAUUGCGGGCGCCGGCCCCCAAGCCGACCGCGUCGAGUUCUGCGAGUAUGUGCAGAAGAACAUGAAGUUAUACCAGCUCACACACGGCGUGACGCUGAACGGCCAUGCGACGGCCAACUAUGUGCGCGGCGAGCUCGCACGCCGCCUCCGCAAGGCGCCGUGCCAGUUGAACGCGCUCCUUGGCGCUUGCGAUGUCGAGACGCUCGACGGCGAGAAGAAGAUCCUCCCGAGCCUCUACUGGCUCGACUACCUCGGCACGCUCGCCAAGGUCAACUAUGGCGCGCAGGGCUACGGCGCGCACUUUUGCCUCUCCAUCAUGGACCGCGAAUGGCACGAGAACCUGACGCUGCCCGAAGCGCUCACGAUCUUGCAGCACUGCGAUAACGAACUCAACGAGCGCUUCUUGGUGCGCUCGGGUGAGUGGCUCUACAAGGUCAUCGACGCGAACGGGAUCCGCGACGUGACCUUGUAAGUCAUGGCUCCUACUUUGCUCCAUGCUGCUUCGUCCACACCCAAGACGACGUGGUAAGCAAAAUUAAACAUUGGAUAUGGCUUCUACUUGCGGCGGUUGUACCGCGUCUUGGACUUGAACGAAUUGACGCUCUUCUUGCCCUGCUUGCGCAGGUUCGUAAUCUUCUCCUUGAAGACAAACUCGUC
Saprolegnia diclina VS20 is the source of this 834-nucleotide messenger RNA. RefSeq lists its product as hypothetical. Gene Ontology annotation, cellular component: proteasome core complex; proteasome core complex, beta-subunit complex; nucleus. Bases 50 to 649 code for a protein of 199 amino acids. The record is from RefSeq and is a predicted model, not a curated record. The transcript has 2 exons. Gene Ontology annotation, biological process: proteasomal protein catabolic process. Gene Ontology annotation, molecular function: peptidase activity. NCBI's taxonomy places the organism in Eukaryota, Oomycota, Saprolegniomycetes, Saprolegniales, Saprolegniaceae.